UGGCAAUUCUUCUUAUAGCCGGGUUUGCUUUUCGUCUUUCUCCAGCUGUUCGUUGCUCUUCGACUUCGCCUGCUUCGCGAACGAAUCGCUAAAUAACUUCGCCUCCUUCGACGACGUUCCUUCCUGUUGGUUCCGAUGUCACACCUCCUAGAUCGGAAGUAACGACGACGACGACGGGAGCUUGCUCGUUGCGAAGGCCUGGUGGAAAUGAUGCACGUUGGAGAUAAGCUGUGCAGUAGAUCACGUUACUGCCUGAUUGGGUCUGCUUUUGUAGCGAUAUGUUUGUAUUCACCUUUUACUGCUUCAGUGACGGUACCUCUUUCCAACUGUUAUGCCCUUGAUAACAGCAGCCGCCUUGUUGAUUUUACAGAUUGGAUUGGUCAUGUUCUUACACAUGAAGGGCAGGAUGGUGAUUUGGUUGUGCGAUUUUGUAAAGAUGUGGAAUUCCGAUCUCAGAUGGGGUACAUCGAUUUUGGCCGUUUUGGAAUCUCCAACUAUUUUGUAGCUGGCUCAGGAUCUAUAGAUUUUAUUCAGGGAUUUUACAAUGGAGAUCUUAUGAAUUGUGAACACACAUUUGACAAAUUAGGCCGCACAGCUCAGGUAAACAUUAUUUGUGGAAGCUGUUUAAGUGGAGGAUGUAAAGGUGAAUUUGGUUGCAUUUGCAACAUAUCCUAUGAUGCAUCAAAAUGCAGGGUUAUUGUUGAAAUUGCAAUCCCAUGUGCCAAGCGCGAAUCCCGAGUCUUUGAAGGAUUUACUGUCGGUUUUCAUCCUCGGUCAUGGGAAAUAGUUUACAAUGGAUUGACUCAGAUAGGUUUUGAAAAGCCUCAUCCUGAAUUCAGUUUUGGAACUGGCCAGUCUCAAGUACCUCUUUAUUUAACUGCAAUUUCUUCUGUUGCCAGUCUUGUUGGUAAACCAUCUUAUAAGGUUAGCCCAAAGGAAGGGCUAGAGAUUAGAUUGUCAGGCUCAGCAGCAAGCGGUGUAGCCCCUACGACUUUAUCCCCUUCUGUGCUUUUAGUCAAUUGGAGAUGUGAAAGAAUUCAUGAUAGCCCUUAUAAAAUUUACAUCUCAAUCCCGGUUGAUGGUUAUGAUCCGAUUGAGUUCACUCUUACGAAAUUUUGUGGCUAUACACAAGGGAGAGAAGGUGAUUCUUUAAGAGGGUGGGCCACAUUGGGAGUUAUUUCUUGUGUCUUAAUUGUCUUAUCGGUUGUAUCUUGUUGUGGAGGUUUCAUCUAUAAGACUCGCAUAGAACAUCAGCAUGGUCUUUAUGCCUUGCCUGGGAUGACUAUUCUAUCAGCUUGCUUGGAUGCUGUGAGCGGACCAGGAGCCCACCGUCUAAGAGAUGAUUCCAAUGGAAAUUCUGUGACACAAGCAUCAUGGGAACGUGUAUCUACCACUGCUGAAGGAACACGAAGGACCAAUGAAAGAAGAUAUGGGUCGAUAUAGAGAGUAGUGUAGAUUUUGGUACUACUGUUUAUGGAAGGUAUUGAUACCUUUAAUACAAAUAUGUACAUUUUAUCCAGACCUUUUCUUGAUAUUUUUGGCGUCGGUCACUGAUUAGUGCACCCUAAAUCUUGCUUAGUACUUCCACAUCCAUAUAAAUGAAUUUAUUUUAUGAUCUUC
Dendrobium catenatum is the source of this 1620-nucleotide messenger RNA. RefSeq lists its product as uncharacterized. The transcript is spliced from 18 exons. Bases 208 to 1443 code for a protein of 411 amino acids. NCBI's taxonomy places the organism in Eukaryota, Viridiplantae, Streptophyta, Magnoliopsida, Asparagales, Orchidaceae. The record is from RefSeq and is a predicted model, not a curated record.